This is a messenger RNA of Stomoxys calcitrans (stable fly), 1718 nucleotides long. Its product is annotated as probable cytochrome P450 9f2. The transcript has 4 exons. The record is from RefSeq and is a predicted model, not a curated record. Gene Ontology annotation, molecular function: monooxygenase activity; iron ion binding; oxidoreductase activity, acting on paired donors, with incorporation or reduction of molecular oxygen. Lineage: Eukaryota; Metazoa; Arthropoda; Insecta; Diptera; Muscidae. The coding region runs from base 78 to 1616 and encodes 512 amino acids.
UGGCACGCAAACACACAGCAAUCACAAAAAAGCGGACUAAUAGUGAAAAUUGUUUAGUUAUUAAAAUUUAAAAAAAAAUGCUCGUGGAGUUCCUAGUAUUGCUGGCAAUUGGAGCGGUGUUCUUCUAUCGUUGGGCCACCAAAAAUGACGAUUUCUUUGAAAAGCGCAAUAUGGCCCAUGACAAACCAUGUUUCCUAUUGGGCAGUGGCAAAGAUGUGAUAUUGAGAAGGACAAAUGUGCUUGAAAUGAUUUGUGAAGUCUAUCAGAGGCAUAAUGGCAUCGUCUAUGGUGUAUUCGAUAACCGUGAUCCGGUUAUAUUGAUACGCGAACCGGAGCUCAUCAAACGCGUGCUCAUCAAAGACCAUGAGCAUUUUUUCAAUCGUCGCAGUUUUCUGGUGGGCUCUCCUGAAAAUAUGAUAGCCAACACCAUAUUUAUGAUGGAAAACGAUAGAUGGCGUGAUAUGAGGAGUACCCUAAGUCCCGCCUUUACCGGCAGCAAAAUGAGACAAAUGUUUCAACUUAUACUGCAGUGUGUACAAGAGGCAAUGUCCUAUCUAAGGGAGCAACAUAUCAAUGCUGGAGCAGAAGGCUUUGAGUUGGAUAUGAGAGAUUUUACUACACGUCUGACCAAUGACAUCAUAGCCUCGACGGCUUUCGGUUUACAAAUCAAUUCGUAUCGUGAUAGGGAUAAUGAGUUCUAUGACAAGGCUCGUAAGGCUAUCAAUUUUUCGACACUGCAACAGAUGAAAAUAAUGUUCAUUAUGCUGAUGCCGAAGGUGGCAGAGUUCUUUAAAAUCGAGUUUUUCGAGCGUUCCUACACCGACUAUUUUAUGCGUUUGGUUUUGGAUGCCAUGAAAUAUCGCCAGGAGCACAACAUACAUCGUCCCGAUAUGAUAAAUCUUUUAAUGGAGGCCAGAGGCAUGAUACCUUCCGAAGCGCCUAAAACACAUUUUCGCCAGUGGUCUGAUAUUGAGGUGGUCGCCCAGUGCUUCAUAUUUUUUGCUGCAGGUUUUGAUACCUCUUCGUCGGUCAUGAAUUUUGCUGCCCAUGAAUUAAUGGAAAAUCCCCAUAUACAACAAAGACUCUAUGAAGAAAUCUCUAAGGAAGAUGAAGAGUUGGAGGGGAAAUCCAUAAGCUAUGAAGCAUUGCAGAGAAUGCCUUACCUGGACAUGGUGGUCUCCGAAGUAUUGAGAAAAUGGCCUGUUGCCUUGGCCGUAGAUCGUGUGUGUAACAAGGACUAUGAAUAUGAGUCUCAGGCAACAGGAGAACGCAUUGAAAUCAAAAAAGGCGAUAUGAUACGUGUUGCCAUGGCUGGCAUACAAAGAGAUGCCAAAUAUUAUGAAAAUCCUGAAGAGUUCAAUCCAGAACGCUUUAGCGCUGAGAACAAAUCACAAAUUGAUGCUGGCAUUUAUAUGCCAUUUGGACUGGGUCCCAGAAAUUGUAUAGGAAAUCGUUUUGCCCUGCUGGAGAUUAAGGCAUAUCUUUAUUAUCUAUUGCGCGAUUAUCGCUUAGAUGCUUCUCCAAAAACCUGCACACCCUUGGAACUGGAUAAGACCACAAUACAGCUGCGUCCUAAGAAUGGUUUCUGGUUGCAACUUAAACCCAGAUUUGUCUAACUAUUUUGUUUUAGUUUGCAGAAAUCUAUCAAGAAAUUCAUAUUACAAAGCUACUCAAGCUACUAAUGCUAUUAAAUGUUUAAAAUCGCUUCUACUUAUUAA